Cokeromyces recurvatus is the source of this 909-nucleotide messenger RNA. RefSeq lists its product as uncharacterized. The record is from RefSeq and is a predicted model, not a curated record. Gene Ontology annotation, biological process: negative regulation of transcription by RNA polymerase II; chromatin organization. NCBI's taxonomy places the organism in Eukaryota, Fungi, Mucoromycota, Mucoromycetes, Mucorales, Mucoraceae. The transcript is spliced from 6 exons. Gene Ontology annotation, cellular component: nucleus; pericentric heterochromatin. Gene Ontology annotation, molecular function: chromatin binding. The coding region runs from base 41 to 772 and encodes 243 amino acids.
UUUAUUUAUUUAUUUAUUUAUUAUACACAUUUAUAUUCAAAUGACCGCAAACAAACGAAAGCAAAUCGAAUCAUCUUCAUCUGAAGAAGAGUAUGAAGUUGAACACAUUGAGUCUCAUCGUAUUGUUCAUCAAGGAUCAAAAAGAAAGCCAACUCUUCAAUAUCUAAUCAAAUGGAAGAACUAUUCUGCAAAGGACAACACUUGGGAACCUAGCGAUGCAGUAGCUAAUGCUCCUGAUUUAAUCGAUGAAUACUGGGCAACUAGAGGUGGGGAACAAAAACGUGAGGAAGUUUUUAAACAGUUAGAAGGAAAAUCAAAAAAGACCACUAAAGUAAAAGCUGAUCGUCAUUCUCCCACUAAAAGAAGUAGAACAACUAGACAACGUGAAAUUAAAUCAGAAGAAGAGGAGGAAGAAGAAGAAGAAGGAGAAAUAAAGGAAUCACAAGAAGAAAAGGAAUCCCAAGAAGAGAGUUUAGAAGAGGAAAAAGAAAAAAAAGUUGACGAUUAUUAUGAAAGUGACGAAGAAUUAGAUUACUCUGAAACUGAAAUUGAAAAUGAAAGUUUCAGACUUAAAGGCAAUUGGGAUAAUAUUAAAAAGAUUGAGCAUGUUAGACCCUUUAGUGAUGAUGACAAGACAUUAUAUGCUAUUGCUCGAUGGUCUGAUGGUAAAAUAGCUAAAUACAAGACAUCUGUUAUUGCAAAGAGAUGCCCUAUGAAGCUGAUUGAAUUCUAUGAAAAGAGAUUAAUAUUUGAAAAUAACAAGAAAAAAUAACUAUACACCAUUGCUUUAUUAUUAAAGUCUCUGUUACUUUAUGAUAUUUAUCAAAUAAUAAUAAAACUGAAUAAAUCAUACUAUUUUAUAGUGGGCUCUUAAAGAGUAUAUUUAAUGUUAAAGAUAGACUGAAGUAG